ACGACGGUCUUGAGCAUGUAUUCUCGCGGGAACAGCGCAUACCUCGUUCUGUUAAAGCAGGGCAUACAACAAUAACAGCGGUCAACUUUCAAAAUCAAGAGUCAAGCCUUCCAUGUCUGUACCCAAGUCCACAGAGUCCCUGGGUUCUGGCUGUGAUGUUCCAGCCCAGAGAACCUCAAAGCAGGGUCCAGAGAUGGUGUCAUUGAAGCUGGAGGACUGCAGUCAAACACUGGAACUUAAUGUGAUUGUCAAAGAGGAAUGGGAGGAGAGAGAAAUCGAGGAGGAGAGAGGAGUCAAAGAGGAGGUGGAAGAGCGAGAAGUCAAAGAGGAGGAGAGAGGAGUCAAAGAAGAAGAGGAGAACAGGAAAGUGUCUGCUCCAAACCUAAGGGAAGAGGAGGCAGCAGUAGAUAGUAUCAGUGACCCAGGAGAGAGCUCCAGGCCAGGUUCAGACAGUGAGCCCAAUUCCACAGCAUCAGGAAAUCAUAAACAACACAGACAGAGGAACUCAAGACAGAAACAUCACCACUGCAUGGACUGUUUCACUAGUUUCUAUGAGCCACAGGAGUUGAGAAAGCACACUUGUAGGCCCCACCCCUGUUCAGAUUGCAGAGGCAGUUUUAUUUGUCCAACUCACCUCAUUCCACACCAACAGACUCUCAAAACAAAGAAGCCUUACACGUGUGGUCAAUGUGGCAAGAGAUUUCAGACCCCAAGCAUCUUGAAGACGCACCAACUUACUCACACAGGAAAGAAGCCUUUCCACUGCUCUCAUUGUAGGAAGAGUUUUAAGUUGGAAGGAAGCCUUCAGAGUCAUCAGAGAAUACACAGUGGCGAGAAGCCCUACCACUGCUCCCAAUGUGGGAAGAGCUUUAGUCAGGCAGGACGGCUAAAUGAACACCAGAAAUAUCACACAGGAGAGAAGCCAUACCACUGUGAUCAGUGUGGGAAGAGUUUCCAUCAGAUGGCAGAGAAAAGCAGAGCACCAGUGUGGGACUAUUACAUCGAAUUGGCACCAGGGAAAGCAAGGUGUCUUAUUUGUGAUAAAGAUAUAAGCAUGGGGUCAGCAAUGGCUAAAUCCAAAAAUACCACCAAUCUGUGGAAUCACCUUAAGAACACCCAUCCAAAAGCCCAUAAGGAAGCAAUGAUGAAAAAAGCAAAGGCAAAUUCUUCACAAGGAAAAUGUGAUACAGACACAUCACAGACAUCGCAGGCUACACUCUUGCAACUUUUUAAUAAACAAGCAAAAUGGCAGGACAAAGACCCGAGGGCCAAGAAGAUGGAUGAAGCAAUUAUUGAGAUGAUUGCCACUGACAACCAGCCAUUUACAGUGGUGUCUGACGUUGGUUUUCAGCGGCUGAUUAGUCUUGCUGAACCCCGGUACAGGAUCAAAGAUGAAAACUUCUUUCGCACAGAAAUGCUAGAUAAAACACAUGAAAGAGUUGUGAUGAAAGUGAAGAAUCUGGUGGCACCAGUGAACGCUCCACACAUGGCAUUCACAACUGACUGCUGGUCAGGCACUACAGAGUCCCUGAUGAGCCUUACUGGACAUUUCAUUGACAAUUUCUGGACAAGAAAGCAGGUUGUGCUGAAUGUCAAGACUAUGACUGGAUCACACACAGGAAACUACAUCAGAGAGAUGUUUUUGACCAUGUUGGAAUACUGGGAAAUCCACACAGAACGUGUAUUGUUGGUCCUCAGGGACAGUGGGGCAAACAUGGUGAAAGGUAUGAGACUGGCAGAGCUUCCAGACUUCAGCUGCAGUGCACACACCCUACAGCUUGUAAUCAAUGAUGGCCUAUCCAGUCAGAGAGCUGUGCUAAACAUUAUUGGCAUGUUGAAGAGCUGUGCAACUCACUUUGACCAUUCUGUACUGGCCAAACAGAGGCUGAGGGCCAUUCAGGAAGAGCUCGGCCUUCCCAAACACAGCAUCAUGCAAGCAGUUCAAACUCGCUGGAACUCAACACUACACAUGCUGCAGAGGAUGUUUGAACAGAGGCGUGCACUGAAUGUGUAUGCAGGUGAAUACGGACACAUCCGCGGUUUGUCUGCUGCACAGUGGGACAUUGUCUCUAACCUAAUUGAGAUUCUGGCACCUAUGGAAGAGGUGACACUGGAGAUGAGCCACUCCAACUCUACAGCAGCAUGCAUCAUCCCCAGUGUGUCGGUGCUGAAGCUGAUGCUGCAGCAGGAGGGUUCUUCUACUCAAGGCAUCAAAACUUUACGGAAGACCAUGUUGGACAGUCUGACAAGGAGGUUCUCCAAGGCCGAGGAGACAAAGUGCCUGGUUCUGGCAACUGUCCUGGAUCCACGUUACAAGAGCUACGCCUUCCCCUCAGGGACAGCACUAGAGAAAGCAAAAGAGUGGCUGAAGGAGGAGUCUGACCUACUAAGGAAACCAAAUCCCAGAGCCACAGCAGAAGGGACGAGUGAAGAUGAGGACCCAGAUCCAGGUGCAAAGAGGCAAAGAGUCCAGGUAGAUCAGCCACCCAGUCUGGUGGACAGCCUCUACGCUAGAAUCCUUGGAAGCCAAGAGGGCAGGGCUGAAGUCCAGUGCAGUUUUGAAACUGAGUUGGAGUGCUACCUCACAGAGCCUGUCAUUGACAGAAAGAGCGGCUUGCCUUUGGAGUGGUGGAAGCAGAAUGAGGACAGAUUUCAAUCCCUCGCUCCACUGGCAAAGAAGUUUCUCUGUCCCCCACCUUCUUCGGUCCCAAGCGAGAGAGUGUUCAGUGAGGUGGGGAUAAUUUAUGAUAAGUGUAGGAGCAGACUGACAGGGGACCAGGUAGACAAGCUCUGCUUUCUGCAUCACAACCUAAAACUUCUUAACUGGGAAUAUUGAAGACCCAUGAAAGCUGCUGGUUCCUUUUAACAUGUGUUCUCAUGUUAUUUUAUGUAUUAAGUGAAAAUUAAAGUGUUCAUUCAGUAUUGUUGUAAUUGUCAUUAUUACAAAUAUAUGUAUGUAUGUAUGUAUUUUUUUUUUAAAUGUCCGAUUAAUCGAUAUCGGCUUUUUUUGGUCCUCCAAUAAUCGGUAUCAGCGUUGAAAAAAAUCAUAAUCGGUCGACCUCUAAUAAAUAGACUUGCUAAAUUGCCAACAAUUCAGCAUUUUGAAAUGCCCCUCUGUGUCACUUCUAGGAAGAUUUUAACCCACUUAAUCCCAAAAUGUCUCCAAGCUUCACCACCGUUGUAAAGCGUUGUAAACCCCUAGUUGUUGCUUUGACAGUCAUUUCUGAAGAUUGUUUUUAUUUCAUGUGGAAACAUUGAACGUGUAGUAGUGAACUCAGAGUAAAAGCAGAUGAGCUGCUUCUUUUUGGCCAUUUCCUGGUGUUUGGUUGUGAAAACUGAGUGGGAUCCCCUGUUAGCCAGGCUAGAAAUGUUUCAACUAUUUUUGUGAAGCUUGCAUUCAAUUGCCUGAUGGACACAACAAGCUUUCAUUCCCCCUGUCAUAAGGAGAUUGAUGGCUGAUUUAAGAAGAAAUCACCAACCCUGCACUUAAUCGCCACUUACUACAGCCAUUGUUUUAUUUAACCUCUUGAGAUGGGAACACAUGUUUUUAUGAAGUUGAACAUGUGCUCUUUAUGACAUAAUGUAAAAAUUAUGGGAAAUCAAGUUUUUUUAAAAUUUUUUAACCAAUUUUACACUUCGCAAAAGGGACCAAAUUGGUGUAACGACCCAUUAUAUCCCUGCCUCUUGGCAAUGUUCUGCCACAUCAACUUCAAACCCAGGUGUGAAAGUCGAUUUUAUUACUUGGCGGUACAGACCUCCUAUGUACAUUUUUAUGUUGUUGAUGGGCCUAAUUAGUAAAAUACGUCUUUACACUUUUAACGCUCUACUGCACGCAUUAAAAUAGGACCAUGCAACAAAAACUUUUGGAUUUGUUUUUCUCACUUAAAAUGGCCCCAAACAGACAAAAGUAAAAAAUACAUUUUCAAAUGUGUAUAUGUUGCCAUAUGGCAACACUGUGCAGCAACCGUAACAAUAUGGAACUACUAAAAACAUUGUUCAAUGUGAUUUUCUAAAAUCAAUCAUUUUAUUUCUUUAACUGUUGAUUGUGCUAUUUGAAACAAAUAAAUGUAUUUGUAAAAAUAUGUUGUUUUCUAAUAGAAAUUAGGAGAAUUGCCUACAGAGGGGCGCUGUGGUCUAAGGUGUGACAUCGUAGUGAUUGAGGCGUCACUACAGACCCGGGUUCAAUCCCAGGCUGCGUCACAACCGGCGUGACCAGGAGUCCAUUAGGGCGGCACACAAUUGGCCCAGCAUCAUCAUUUCUGUCUGUAAUAUACUCUUUGUGGGGGGAAAACAAAUUCUUAUUGGCUGGGUCUGGCCCACCCACUGGGGAGUUUAUGCCCAUCCAUGGCUGCCCUGCCCAGUUGUGUGAAAUCCAUAGAUUAGGGCCUAAUGAAUUUAUUUCAAUUGACUGAUUUCCUUAUAUGAACUGUAACUCAGUGAAAUUGUUUCCUGUUGCGUUUAUAUUUUUGUUCAGUAUAUAUGUCAGCGACAGAACAAUUAAAACAUACUAUUAAAAACGUGA
Molecule: messenger RNA, 4522 nt
Organism: Salmo salar (Atlantic salmon)
Lineage: Eukaryota; Metazoa; Chordata; Actinopteri; Salmoniformes; Salmonidae
Product: zinc finger BED domain-containing protein 4
Molecular function (GO): DNA binding; protein dimerization activity
Source: RefSeq, a predicted model, not a curated record